AACUAAUGGAUGGUGUACUGAUGGUAUCGGAUCUAUCAUGGAUCCAACGUGGAGUUGCAAAAGAAAUUCCAGACAAAAUCAAGUUGGACGACGAAAAGCUAAAAGAGCUGAUCGAAGGAGCAAUUCCAGAAUCAACUGAUAAUGAAACAGAGCUUGACGAUGAUGAAGAAUCAGAUAAUGAGAAAUUAAAAGGACUACGUGGAAGAGGAGAUGUUGAAAUGAAAGAUGAAGAAUCAGAAUUUGAAAAGAAAUAUAUGAAAGGAUAUAAUGAGAAUAUCAAAGAUGAACCAGAAGGACAAGAUGGAAUGAAAGGAAUUGCAAUGUAUUCAACGAAUAAAGAUGAUCCAUAUGUUACAGAACAGGUUGAUUCUGAUGAAGAAGAGGAAAAAGAUGAGAUUAUGGUUCGAAAAGAUGAUAAUAUGGUCGCUGUUGCCAAAAUUGAUAAGGGUGACUUCACACUCGAGUGCUACGUAUACAAUGAAGCUGACAGUGAUUGGUACUGUCAUCAUGACUAUAUUCUCGAUGCUCCACCAUUGUGCAUUGAACCAGUUCAACAUGAUCCAGGAAACGAGGAAACAGGAAAAGGAAAUCUACUGGCCGUCGGAACAAUGAACUCGGAAAUUCAUAUUUGGGAUCUCGAUAUUAUGAACACUGCAACCCCGUUUUUGACUCUGGGAAAAAAGGAACGAAAAGUGAAAGGAGCUGCACGAAAGAAGCGUGAUAAUAGUGCUCAAGGACAUACUGAUGCAGUUAUUUCACUUGCUUGGAAUCGAAUUACAACUCAUGUUCUUGCUAGUGGAGGUGCUGAUAAAACAGUUGUCCUGUGGGAUCUUGAUGAAGCUAAACCGGCUCAAAUCAUUCCUGAUCAGGGUGGAGAGAUUCAGACAAUGAAAUGGCAUCCAAAUGAAUCCACAUUCUUAUUGCUCGGAACUAUGAAGGGACAAGUCAACGUUGUUGAUUGUCGUGAAUCUUCUGGAAAUGCUUCAGCCGCGUGGAAAUUCGAUGGACAAAUUGAAAAAGUGAUCUGGAAUCAUUUUAAUCCAUUCACCGCGUUCUGCUCGUCUGAUGAUGGAAGACUUCGUCAUUUGGAUAUGCGGAAACCUGGUGAAUGCCUUUGGGAAGGUGUUGCUCAUGAUGGUCCGAUUGGUGGACUUACUCUUUCUGCACUUACUAAAGGAUUGCUGGUUACUGUUGGCGAAGAUGAGAUGAUGAAUGUUUGGAAAGUUGAAGACACCAAUGGAGGAAUCGAAAAAGUUCAUUCGGAGAAGCUGACCAUCGGAGAGCUCCAUUGUGCUCAAUUCAAUCCAGACGUGGCAGCAGUUCUUUCUGUUGGUGGAACUGCCGCCGAUUUGAUCCGUAUCAUCGAUUUAACCAAAUACGAACCGGUCGUCAAAGCAUUCUCGGAAUGAAAUCUCUGAAUUUUUGCCUUCUCUGUUUUCCAGUUUUUUUUUCGCCUGUUUUUGUUACGUUUGUUCCUGUUACACUUUACCAAGCUUUGUUGUUGUAAUAAACUCUAAUUUUGAGU
Molecule: messenger RNA, 1525 nt
Organism: Caenorhabditis elegans
Lineage: Eukaryota; Metazoa; Nematoda; Chromadorea; Rhabditida; Rhabditidae
Gene: pwp-1
Product: WD_REPEATS_REGION domain-containing protein
Exons: 3
Coding region: 6-1409 (467 amino acids)
Biological process (GO): rRNA processing
Source: RefSeq, marked reviewed